UGGCCUUAAGAGUUCACUCAUCCAUUUCCAAGUUUCAGCUUUAGCUUUCAUAUUACCUUAAGCUUUAUACUUUUUAUAAACAUGAUUCCGGUGAUCGAUAUCUCCAAGUUGGACGGCGAAGAGAGGUCCGAAACCUUAGCAAAAAUCCACAAUGGUUGUCAAGAAUGGGGCUUCUUUCAGUUGGUGAACCAUGGAAUUCCUGUGGAAUUGCUUGAAAGAGUGAAGAAGGUUUGUUCUGACUGUUUCAAGCUUGAAAGGGAGGAGAAGUUCAAGGACUCUGAACCUAUUCAUCUUUUGAAUGAAAUUGUUGAUCAAGGCCAAGAUAAGAAGUCGGAGAAUCUUGAUUGGGAGGAUGUGUUUGUACUUCACGACGAUAAUCAAUGGCCGUCACAACCAUCAGAAUUUAAGGAAACAAUGAAAGAGUAUAGAGCAGAAUUGAAAAAGCUCGCAGAAAAAAUGAUGGAAAUAAUGGACGAGAAUUUGGGGUUAGAAAAAGGAUACAUCAAGAAAGCAUUCAGCGGCGAAAAUGGCGUGCCAUUUUUCGGGACCAAAGUGAGUCAUUAUCCACCUUGUCCUCGGCCGGAGCUGGUGAACGGUCUCCGAGCUCACACCGAUGCCGGAGGAGUCAUACUUCUUUUCCAAGAUGACCAAGUUGGAGGUCUUCAAAUGCUCAAAGAUGGACAAUGGAUUGAUGUUCAACCUGUGACCAAUGCAAUAGUGAUCAAUACUGGAGAUCAAAUUGAAGUAAUUAGUAAUGGUAAAUACAAGAGUGCUUGGCACCGAGUGCUUGUUUCAACUGAAGGUAAUCGUCGAUCAAUUGCAUCAUUUUACAACCCUUCUCUUACUGCUACAAUUGCUCCGGCGAAACAAACUGGUGAUGAUGAAAGUUCGGUUAAUGUUGCUUAUCCGGAGUUCGUAUUCGGUAACUAUAUGGAAGUGUAUACUAAGCAGAAGUUCAUGCCUAAAGAGCCCAGGUUUCAGGCUGUUCAGGCCAUGUAAAACUUGAGAGCUCUAAGGUUUGGUUAUUAUGGUGUUACUUUUUAUAUGGUGUAUUUGUGUCUGGACUCUAGAGUUUGGUCUGUUACUGUUAUAGUAUUGUUAUUGGCUUUAUGUUUGGAAGGAGUGUGAUCAAUCCUUGCUUUUGUAUGUAUCA
Molecule: messenger RNA, 1153 nt
Organism: Dioscorea cayenensis subsp. rotundata (Guinea yam)
Lineage: Eukaryota; Viridiplantae; Streptophyta; Magnoliopsida; Dioscoreales; Dioscoreaceae
Product: 1-aminocyclopropane-1-carboxylate oxidase-like
Exons: 3
Coding region: 82-999 (305 amino acids)
Source: RefSeq, a predicted model, not a curated record